AUGGCAGCCGGUGACAUUGACACACUUAGUGUUGACUCUGUGCCUGGUUCUCUACUCUUUGUUCGUUUUUCCACAGUGAAUUUUCAGGCAGGGGUGUUUACUUCUGAAGAAUCCAUUCAUCCAGAGGUAUUGGAGCUCCUUCUGGACUAUGCCUAUUCGUCAAGAGUGAUAAUAAAUGAGGAGAACGCGGAGUCUCUCCUUGAGGCCGGUGACAUGCUGGAGUUUCAGGACAUCCGUGAUGCUUGUGCCGAGUUCCUGGAGAAGAACCUUCACCCAUCCAACUGCCUGGGCAUGCUGCUUCUCUCAGAUGCUCACCAGUGCACCCAGCUGUUCCAGCUGUCCUGGAGCAUGUGCCUCAGUAACUUCCCUGCUAUCUGCAAGACUGAAGAGUUUCUCCAGCUGCCUAAGGACAUGCUGGUCCAACUGCUGGCACACGAAGAGCUCGAAACCGAGGACGAGCGUCUGGUCUACGAGUCGGCACUUAACUGGGUGAACUACGACCUUGAGAGGAGGCACUGUCACCUUCCAGAGCUGCUCCGUACUGUGCGUCUGGCUCUCCUGCCUGCCAUCUUCCUCAUGGAGAAUGUCUCUACGGAGGAGCUCAUCAUCGCCCAGGCUAAAAGCAAAGAGCUGGUGGACGAGGCCAUCCGCUGCAAACUGCGCAUCUUGCAAAACGACGGCGUCGUCAAUAGUCCUUGCGCCCGGCCCCGCAAGACCAGCCAUGCCCUUUUCCUGUUGGGUGGCCCCACGUUCAUGUGCGACAAGCUCUACCUGGUGGACCAGAAGGCCAAAGAGAUCAUUCCAAAGGCAGACAUCCCCAGUCCACGCAAGGAGUUCAGCGCCUGUGCCAUUGGCUGCAAAGUGUAUGUGACUGGGGGCCGGGGCUCAGAGAACGGUGUGUCUAAAGACGUUUGGGUGUAUGACACAUUACAUGAAGAAUGGUCCAAAGCGGCUCCGAUGCUGAUCGCUCGUUUCGGUCACGGUUCUGCUGAGUUACGCCACUGCCUGUACGUCGUUGGAGGUCACACAGCUGCCACUGGCUGUCUGCCUGCAUCACCAUCUGUGUCCUUGAAGCAGGUAGAGCAGUUUGACCCAGUUGCUAAUAAGUGGAGCAUGGUGGCACCACUGCGAGAAGGAGUUAGCAAUGCUGCUGUCGUCAGCGUUAAGCUGAAGUUAUUCGCCUUCGGUGGGACGAGUGUGGCCCACGACAAGCUGCCUAAAGUUCAGUGCUACGAUCCCUCAGAAAAUCGCUGGGCGGUCCCUGCAUCCUGUCCACAGCCGUGGCGCUACACUGCAGCUGCUGUUCUCGGCAACCAGAUCUUUGUAAUGGGAGGCGACACAGAAUUCUCUGCUUGCUCUGCUUACAAAUUCAGCAGUGAGACUUAUCAGUGGACUAAAGUUGGAGAUGUUACGGCAAAACGAAUGAGCUGCCAAGCGGUGGCCUCUGGAAACAAACUUUAUGUGGUGGGUGGCUACUUUGGUACACAGCGCUGCAAAACCCUGGACUGUUAUGACCCCACGCUGGAUGCCUGGAACAGCAUCACUACCGUACCAUAUUCCUUAAUCCCCACUGCCUUCGUCAGCACCUGGAAACACCUCCCAGCCUGAAGCACGCCUGUUCUCCCCUGUGUGACCCUACUGUUCCUACGAGAAUUCUGUGUGUCCAUUUGUCGAUAUUGUCUACUGGAUUCCAACUGUGAAGAAACGCUAUAGCCUUCCUGUGCAAUUUUAUGAAGAGACUUUCUCCCAUAAGAGCUAGCCUAAAUAUUGUGUACAAAGUCCAGUCGCAAAGCUUUUUUUUCUGCCGCAAGUUUGCCCAUUUUUUUAACUUCCUACUUGGAAGUUUUAAGUACAUUGUGAUGUCUCAUUCUUCAUUUUGUGGAGUAUCAGAACUUGGGCUUCACCGUGAAAACCAAAAGAACUGCGACGCACCCUGAACUCCAGUCUGCUUUCAUCGUAACCAGCAUAAUCAUCAUCUUCGUCCCCCACGUUUGUGUACUCUGACCGUUUUUGUACAAUGCUGAUGCCAUGCAAGCUAAAAUAGACCCGUAUGCCUGUCUUAAUUUGUAUAAUGCAUGAAGGAUGUGGAAGCUUUUGAUUGGGAGAACAACAAGAGUCUCAACGCAUGAUUGGAGAUGUUAAGAUACUCCAGGAAAAGUACCUCAUGUCCUGAUAUGCAUCUACCUUUUCUCCCAUGUUGAUGUUAAAAAUUAGAUCUUGCUCAGAAGAAAGGCUGAUGCGGACUCUUAAUGGACUGAUAAACAUAAAAAAAGGACAGAAGGAAACGUGAGCAAGCAUUUUAUUUUAUUUUUUAAGUAUUUGUCCUUCACACGUCUGUACAAGGAGGACAGGCUGAUGCUGAACUGUUCCUGUUGAACAGACCUUAGCAGCUUGUUGUGAAAAUGGACACGGGCACAGUGUGUCCCAAGGUACACGUGCCAGCUGUGCGAUUGCGACUAAGUGAGUGCGGGAGAGGCAUGUCCCAGCAUGUUCGUCUGAACGAGAGUCCGUCUGACCCCACUCAACACCCAAUCAUACUCCCACCCCCUCAAAAAUAAACAGCGUGAGCAUGCCCUCCGAGAAAGCACCAACAACAAACGCUGUCCUUCCAGCUUCUGUUGACUGACCGACUACAGUUUUACAUUUCUCCCGCACAAGAUUUCAACUGUGCGAGACGCUUCUGUUUUGCCGUUUUUGCCUGUACUAUUCUAAGCACAUACAGUCACGUGAACGACAGAAGGGGAGAGAAAAGAGGUGAGAGUCGUUUCGUCACCCUGCGAGGGAAUGCAGUCUCUAUGGCAAAACAACAAAACUGUAAAUUAAAAAAAAAAAGAACAAGAAAAAAGUGCAAGAAACUGGUUGUCUGGCUUCACAUAUUUCAGUGUCUAUUACUAGUCUUAAUUUAUGAUUUUUUUAAAGCUGUUUGUUUUGUUUGAUCCAUUGUG
Molecule: messenger RNA, 2945 nt
Organism: Sinocyclocheilus rhinocerous
Lineage: Eukaryota; Metazoa; Chordata; Actinopteri; Cypriniformes; Cyprinidae
Product: ectoderm-neural cortex protein 1-like
Exons: 4
Coding region: 1-1608 (535 amino acids)
Biological process (GO): ubiquitin-dependent protein catabolic process
Cellular component (GO): cytoplasm; Cul3-RING ubiquitin ligase complex
Molecular function (GO): protein binding
Source: RefSeq, a predicted model, not a curated record